Messenger RNA from Vitrella brassicaformis, 2235 nucleotides. The record is from the annotation of a GenBank genome assembly. NCBI's taxonomy places the organism in Eukaryota, Vitrellaceae.
AGGGAGCCACGGUCCAUCCAUGCAUCCAUCCAACCAUUCAUCCGCCUAAUUAGCCACUUAAUUGCUUGAUCGACAGCUACAAACAGCCAGCCAAGUGCGACACGCCACACACCACGCCACACCACCACCACCACCACCCCUUAUCUCCGCACACGCACACAGAGAAUGAAUGGACACACCUUAACUGCCGUACUCCCUCCCUCGCCCUGGCUGGCUGAUUUGCUAUGCCGUCUGUCUGUCUGUCUGUUCUUUUGUAUCUGUGUGUGGUGUGCGUGGUUCGUUUGUUUGCUGGUCUGUUUGUGUGGCUAGCUAAGGCUCUGGGUCUCGCUGCAGAGCGGGGGUGGGCUUGUCGGGCGUGGCCAACAUGCUGCAGAAGGCCCCGAACAGGAACGAUACGAACAGGUAGACGAACACACCCACAACCUGAGACGCACACAGACAGAGAGAGUGAGAGGAACCAAGGCGUGUUUGGGGUGUUGUGGCUGCACAGUGCAGUGGGAGCACUCACGAGGAACCCGACGGCGUUUCUGUAUUGGCCGUCGACGAUGGACUUGGGGCUCUUGACCCAGCGAAUCAGGAUGGGGUGGUCCGCAGAUACUAUGUCUAAACGGUGGCCACACACACACACACACACAAUUAGUGAGUGUCCUCGCCUGCCCUCCCUCCCUUGUCUGUCUUGUGUUGGUUUCGUUCGCACUGUGACUGACCGUGGAAGGCCUCGGCCUUCUGGAUGGCCUUGCGGUAUGCGAGUGUGGGCGGCACCACCACACCCCCCUUGGCUGUCGUGUUGCGCGAAUCGUCACAAUGGAACCCACCACUGCAGUCAGUGCAGUGCACACACAGACAACAAAACACACACACACACAGAGGGUCAGGCGAUGGGCAGGCUGUCUUGUUGGCCAUUCUAUGAUUGAUGUGUGGGGCUGACGUCUUGUCACAGCAGCUCUGCCCGACGGCCCAGAAGUUGACCAAGUUCGUCUGGGGGGAAGGAAGGCGACACAGACACGACGAUGGGAUGUGGGAAUGCAUGCCAUGGAUGUGUGUGCGGAUGAAGGCGGCCCACCUCCACGAGGUCAAUGAUGGGCGCCACACACCACACCUCACCUGCACACACACGCACACACGCAGGCACCCCCACGCCGCGUGCCUGUCUGUCUGUCUGUCUGUGUGCGUUGCGCCCCCCCGCCCCCACCCCCCCGCCACCCACCCUUAACGAAUCCGACUGCCUUUUCGACGUCCACCGAGGCGUUCUCAUUGAAAUACAACCGACCUGCAGCAAACAAAUAAGGAGGGAAGAGGUGGCCGCAGGCAAAGUGAGACCGGCCUGGGUUGUCUGUCUGGGUUGUCCUCUGCCUGCCUGACUCCCUACCUGCGUCGGCGAAUUUCUCUGCUUUGUCCGAUGGCAGCACAUUCUUAUACGUGGCCGCUUCGUUGUAAUUCCUGCAGGCGUCACACAGGAGUGUCUUGUAUAUGUAUAUGUGUGUGUGAUCAGGAGCGAUGGGUGCACCCGUCGUAUCGUCCUAGCGCACCAGAAGAGUCUGACGUUGGUCUUGUAGUUGAUGUAUCCGAAGUAGUAGGACACCACCACUGCAAUGAGACACAGGGCGCCCAGCGGCAGCUCCACAGGAAUCGCAGACGAGUAACCUGCGGCACACACACACACACACACACACACACACGCACACACAACAUCACAUCACAACACAUCACAUCACACACGACAGCCAGCCAAACCAUCCAAACCAUCCAUGCAUCCAUCCCUCUCUUUUUCUCACCGAGCAGCGGAUCCCUCCGUGUGGACCGUUUCGCCGCCCCGAGCACCAGCACCACGACGGAGGCGGCGGCGAAGAAGGUGGUCACCACCAGCACGGCCAGUUUGGACUCAUGGUAGGCGUAAACGAACAGCAGCUGAAUGGUCAGGUACACCACCCACGGGAUGAACACCAGCAGACACGUCCACAGGGGACUGAUGAGGAGGGACCUGUCGUCCCCGUCGUAGCCGCGCUUCUUCCGGGGGCGCCGGCCGGGCUGCUGGUUCAGGAACGGGUCGUUCUCGAAGCCUGCGCCGCCGAUGGUCCCGCCGCCCGUCGUGUUGAGCAGCGACGUCAUUGCACACUACCUGGGCUGGCUGGUAGGUUAUCUUUUAUGCGCUGGCGGCCUCACAAGACCCAGAGAUCUUUCUGUAGGAAACGGUCGCUGCUAGCCGCAGGAGCCCAUCGCAUCGCUACGUAAGCC